Molecule: messenger RNA, 3623 nt
Organism: Anopheles maculipalpis
Lineage: Eukaryota; Metazoa; Arthropoda; Insecta; Diptera; Culicidae
Gene: Pi3K21B
Exons: 9
Coding region: 9-3623 (1204 amino acids)
Biological process (GO): insulin receptor signaling pathway; phosphatidylinositol phosphate biosynthetic process
Cellular component (GO): phosphatidylinositol 3-kinase complex
Molecular function (GO): protein binding; 1-phosphatidylinositol-3-kinase regulator activity
Source: RefSeq, a predicted model, not a curated record
GCACAGUAAUGGAGGAAGCGCAAACACAGGCCCAAUCGCAAGGGGAACAGCAGCAGAAGGAAUCACAGCAGCAGCAACAGCAGCAGGGCUUUGGUGCGUACAUUGCACUGGAGGAUAAUAAUGCUCCGCUGACGUUGGUGGAUGAACUAGCCUUCGAGAAGGAUGAUCCCGUGCAUGUUUGGAUACCGACGGUGACCAAACCACCGACUAGCACCGUGGCCGAAGGUGAAGGUGGGCCGCGCGUCGCCUGGUACAAGGCCACCAAUGCUCGCACCAAGCAGACGGGAUAUGUCCAGUUGAGCAAACUUUCGCCGCUUGAAAACAUCGACCCGGUCGUGUAUAGUUCCGGAGGUGCUCGGCAGUACCUGAGUACCGGUGCGUGCGUAUCCAUCGGGUGCGCCUGCGUUGCCGGUGGUCUGCAGCAACAGCAGCCGCAGUCGCUGUCACAACAGACCACGAUCUCUGACGCCUUUGGUGGAAUGCGGUUAGGUGGCAGUGGCACAACCACCAGUUCCACUACUCAGGGUACCACCGAUACGACAGCAACGGCCAAUGCGGAAGAGCUCUAUAUGAAGUGCGUUACGCCGGCGCCGGUGCUAAAAGAUCCAGCACUAAAAGAUGAAAUGGCUAGUAGAACCAGUAACAGAGCUCACGCGCCCGAGUUUGUUUAUUUCGUAACACCCAUUAUAUGUUUGUUUUGCCAAGACUACAUCUGGGGGCUUGGAAGGCAAGGUGGACAGUGUAGAAACUGUUCAGCGUGUUUCCACGUCAAUUGUCUACCGAUGGCCUUGUACAGGCCGUGCCAAAGAAAUUCGGACAUGUACCAGAACAUACCGAACACUUUUAGAACGGAAAAGUCAAUUAACGAAUGGACAACGGAAAAUGUGCUAGAAUGGAUGACCGCCGUUAAUAUGUAUGACCACGUGGAGGUAUUCAAAACGAAAGCUAUCAAAGGCUGUGAUUUACCGAAUUUGGAUCGUGAUAAGCUUGAACAAAUGGGUAUUAAGAAUGAUUUCCAUCAGCAUACUAUCCUGACGACGAUCAGACAACUUCUGACGAGUGCAGACAUGACUGCAGCGGCAGAACUGCCGAUACUUUCUGCUUCGGCCCACACGGCGGUAAACCUGUCGGCAGCCGCUGGGCCCGAUCAGUACAACGGACAUAAGCUGAUGAAUGGUUCAUUUUCGAAACAGCAAAAAUGUGAUAUGUGCAAGAACUACCUGCUGGGACUGGUCCACCAGGGACUGUUCUGCACCCAGUGCCGUUUGGUCGUGCACCGGCAGUGCUCGGUGAUGGGCCUAAGGCCAUGCACUGCUGCCGAUCGUAGUGGCACACAGCAGCAACAGAAUCAGCAGUCCCAACAGUUGACUUCCACGCCAACUACGUACAUUCUCGGGGGAGCCUAUCGGCAGGAGCAUCAGCACAUAUUUGGCAAGAGUCUCUGCUUGCUGUUUGACGCGCAGCAGCAGGCUGCUCCACAAAUUGUGGUCGAUCUCUGCACAAGUCUGGAGAAGAAAGCGGUAAUGGACAAGGCCCUUGACCUGUACGUGGUUUACCGUACCACCCCAGUGCGAUACGACGAGGUAAACAAGCUGCGGGAUGCACUCAACGAGAAUCUGCUCAACAUCGAUCUGAACGGCUACACGCCCGAGUGUGUGGCAACGGUGCUGAAGAAGUUUUUCCACGAGCUGCCCGAUCCACUCAUACCGGUUACACUGUACCAGUCGUUUAUCGAUGCUUCGAUGCUCGAUGAUCAGCAGGCGGUUGAGCGGAUGAAGGCGAUCAUACAGGACAUGGCACCACAUCACAACAAAACGUUGCAAUACUUCAUGCGGCAUCUGAUCCGUAUCUGCCGGCUGCAGUUUAUGCGCGGAAACAAGCAACAGCCAACGAUGCUGUUGCAAAACUGGUGCCAUAUUUUGAUGCGCCCGGCGUGGGAGAGGAUUGUGCUUUUCGUGAGCAACAUUAAGAACCAUUUGCGGGUAUUGGAAAUUCUUAUGUACAAACUGGAUUGGAACGAAGCGUUGCCUGAGUUCCUAUCCAUACCAGCCGUUCCACCGAGAAAGACAUCCCGCACGGGAGGCCCCGGUACCGGCACCGGAACCGGUGGCGGAAUGGCGAAAAAAUCCAUCAUAGCAUCACCGGAGGGCGGAUCAUCGGUGGGAGCACCGAUAAUCGAGAUCGAUUACAGCCGCAGUACCACGCAACAGCCCGGAGCAGUAGGAACAGCAGGUUCAGGAGUUGUUGGUGGAGGAAUGCUACUGACCGGAGGCGCACCACUGGUCACCGAUCCGGACACACCGCAGGAGCUGCGGGACGCCGAAUGGUACUGGGGUAAGAUAUCGCGCGAUGUGGCAAAGGAAAAGAUGAUGGAUGCACAAGACGGUUCGUUCCUGGUGCGUGACGCAAUCAACGAUGCGGGCGAGUAUACGCUCGUGCUGAAGAAGGACGGUACGGAUCGUCCGAUCAAGAUUUACCACAAAAACGGCAAGUACGGGUUCACGCAGGACUGUACGUUCGAAAGUUUGGUCGGCAUGAUAAAUGAGUUCCGAACGACCACGCUCAAGGAGUACAAUACCAUCCUGGACAUUAGUUUGCUGUAUCCGAUAUCGCGGUUCGAGGACGAAAGCCUUUACCCAACGGCUUCCGACAUUCAUCAGCUGGCGCAAAACUUUUACGAAACGGUACAGAAGCUAACCGAUCUGCAGAAUAUGCGCGAAUCGACGCUGGAAGCGUUCAACCAGACGCAAUCGCACGUCGAGCUGCGGAAGCAAGCGCAGGAAGCGUUCAUCGAGGCGGACAAACUGUUCAACGAUCAGCUGCAAACGCAGGCCCGGUACGAAACGGAAGCACAACCGCACGAAAAGCGCAGCCUGGCACAGAACCGAUCGCUGAUCGAGAGCCGGCUGGAAGAGUUGCGCAAAUGCAAAAAGAAUCUGGACGAGGAUAUGGAGCGGGAACGGGAACGGAUGCGAGAGUUACAGCGCGAAGCGAUGAAGCUGAAGCCGGAAAUUUUGAACCUUAGCAAACAGAAGGAUCAAUAUCUGGAGGCACUGAAACGGCAAGCGAUUACGGACGCACAGAUUAAACAGAUUCUGAAGGAUGGUUACCUGUCCGCGACGAAUCCGGACUCGACGCAGGAUUUGCCGCACCUGGAUGAAACGACCUGGUUGCGGGAACGGUACACCCGCCAGGAUGCGGAGAAAAAGUUGGCCAACAAACCGACCGGUACGUUCCUGAUACGGGCACGCAAUGCCGGCCACUAUGCGCUGUCGAUUGCGUGCGAUGGCCGGGUGAACCAUUGCAUCAUACAUCAAACGGAGCGUGGGUAUGGGUUUGCGGAACCAUACUUUAUCUACGAUUCGCUAAAAUCGCUCGUAGUACAUUAUGCGACCAAUUCGCUUGAGGAGCACAACGAUUUGCUGCAGACUACACUAAAGUAUCCGGCGUUCGCACCAAACAUACCGACGAGCGGCGGUGGUGGCAGCGGAAGUGGCGGAAGUGGGGGAAGUGGUGGAGGCAGUGUACAAACGGGAGGUUCAUCGUCAUCAGCGUCCUCCUCCACUCGGCAACAAACACAACAGGGACAGGCAUGGCCUGGGAUGACUUCAUUUGCCGCCUAA